AUGGCCCCUCGAGUAAUUGUCGUCGGUGGUGGAUUGUCUGGUCUCAGCGCCGCCCACACUGUGUACUUUAAUGGGGGAAGUGUCCUGGUUCUCGAUAAGCAGGCCUUCUUCGGUGGCAACUCUACCAAGGCCACCUCUGGUAUCAACGGUGCUCUCACUCGCACUCAGGUCGAUCUCGGAAUCGCCGAUAGCGUUAAGCAGUUCUACGACGACACAUUGAAGUCCGCCCGAGACAAGGCUCGCCCCGACCUGAUCAAGGUCCUCACAUACAAGUCCGCUGCUGCCGUUGAGUGGCUGCAGGAUGUCUUCAACCUCGAUCUUACCCUUGUUUCUCGUCUUGGUGGUCACUCCCAGCCCCGAACCCACCGUGGCCACGAUGCCAAGUUCCCCGGUAUGGCCAUCACCUACGCCCUCAUGCAGCGCCUAGAGGAGCUCGCAGAGGCGGAGCCCGACCGCGUUCAGAUCAUCAAGAAGGCCCGUGUCACUGCCGUGAACAAGUCCGGUAACUCCGUGACCGGUGUCACAUACGAGGCUGAUGGCAAGACACAGUCCGCCGAUGGUGUCGUUGUUCUGGCUACUGGUGGAUAUGCUGCUGAUUUUAGCGAGACCUCGCUUCUGAAGCAGCACCGCCCCGAUACAUUCGGUCUUUCGUCCACCAACGGCACUCACGCCACCGGAGAUGGACAGAAGAUGCUGAUGGCUAUUGGUGCCAACGGCAUUGAUAUGGACAAGGUCCAGGUCCACCCCACUGGUCUCGUUGAUCCGAAGGACCCGACUGCCAAAUUCAAGUUCCUUGCUGCUGAGGCCCUCCGCGGUGAGGGCGGUCUCCUGCUUAACUCGGAUGGUGAGCGAUUCUCCGACGAACUCGGUCACCGUGACUACGUGUCUGGCCAGAUGUGGAAGGAGAAGGAAAAGAACAAGUGGCCCAUCCGUCUUGUGCUCAACAGCAAGGCUUCCAACGUCCUUGACUUCCACACUCGCCACUAUUCUGGUCGUGGUUUGAUGAAGAAGAUGACCGGCAAGGAGCUUGCCAAGGAGAUUGGCUGUGGCGAGGCUGCUCUGAAGAAAACCUUCGACGACUACAACGCGAUUGCUGAGGGCCAGAAGAAGGACCCCUGGGGCAAGCGUUUCUUCCACAACCUGCCCUUGAGCAUUGAUGACGACUUCCAUGUCGCUCUUAUGGAGCCGGUCCUGCACUUCACCAUGGGUGGCAUUGAGAUCAAUGAGCACUCCCAGGUUCUUAACCACGACAAGCAGCCCUUCGAAGGCCUCUUCGCUUGUGGUGAGCUUGCAGGUGGUGUUCACGGUGCGAACCGUCUGGGUGGUUCCUCCUUGCUCGGCUGUGUUGUUUACGGUCGUGUUGCUGGUGACAGUGCUAGCGAGUUCCUCUUCAAGAAGCUCACUGCCACAGGCGGUUCCGCUGCCCAACAGCGUCUCGGCCAGAUCUCCCUGCACAUCGACCCCUCGACCCCCGGAAAGAUCUCUGUCGAAUGGAACGGCGCUGGCGCCAGUGGUGCCCAGGUUUCCACUGGUACUAUAACCCCUGCUGCCUCCCACGAGGCCACCCCCGCUGCUGCUCCUGCUCCUGCUCAGGCCUCCAAGCCCGCCAAGUUCACGAUCCCUGAGACCGAGUACACUAUGGAGGAGGUUGCCAAGCACAACAAGAAGGAGGAUCUGUGGAUCGUUGUUAAGGGUAUCAUCUUAGAUGUGACCAAUUGGCUUGAUGAGCACCCUGGUGGCGCCAACGCCUUGUUCAACUUCAUGGGACGUGAUGCCACCGAAGAAUUCGCCAUGCUCCAUGACGACGAAGUCAUCCCCAAGUACGCUCCACACAUUGUUAUCGGCCGAGUUAAGGGCCAAACCCCUAGCCUAGAGAUUUAA
Molecule: messenger RNA, 1881 nt
Organism: Aspergillus ochraceoroseus IBT 24754
Lineage: Eukaryota; Fungi; Ascomycota; Eurotiomycetes; Eurotiales; Aspergillaceae
Gene: osm1
Product: putative fumarate reductase Osm1
Exons: 5
Coding region: 1-1881 (626 amino acids)
Molecular function (GO): oxidoreductase activity; FMN binding
Source: RefSeq, a predicted model, not a curated record